Molecule: messenger RNA, 429 nt
Organism: Lentinula edodes (shiitake mushroom)
Lineage: Eukaryota; Fungi; Basidiomycota; Agaricomycetes; Agaricales; Omphalotaceae
Exons: 1
Coding region: 109-429 (106 amino acids)
Source: RefSeq, a predicted model, not a curated record
CGAUCGUUGGCGGCAGUAGAGGAAUGGCAUAACACACUGCUGCCUGCAUGUCUGUAGGUACAUAUCUGUAACCAGUCAAUUUCCAUCCACUUUCCCAUUUUCUCCCUUAUGACUCGUGGUCAGACAAAGAACAAGCAGCGCCAACUUGACAGGGCAGAAAGAGCUCGUAAUGCCAAAGCCAUCUGUGACCAUUGUGAUUAUACAUUUGACACAUUAAAAGCAAACAUGCCAAAAGCCAUGGAGUCUGUUCUCCGGGAGACAAUCAUGAUCCGCAGAUGGGAGCAUCGUGUACCCAGAUGGAUUUCAGUAUAUCGGGAUGGUCUUGAUGCAAAAUAUGCUCAGGCGCAAGUAGAGACUUUCAGCUCAAAGAAGUAUAAAUCUCAUGGACGUAUUCCCGAGUCCCUAGCAGUACAAUUUGAUACAUCAUGA